AUGAUGUCCAAGACGUACAGGAGACCUGGGGAGGGAUCAGAUCUGGUUGGUUCCCUGGAGUGGAUGGACGAAGACAUGAGCUCCCCAGAAGGAGACAUGUCAAUCUCAUCUCAGCACUACCGAGAGAGCGGCCUGGGCCUCCAGGGCCGGGAGCUGGGGAGUGAAGACAUGGAAGAUGAGGAGGAGGAGGAGGAGGAGUGUGAGGGAGAAGACAACUGCCCUAAAAGACGUGGGCCCAAGAGGAAGAGGAUGACCAAAGCCCGACAGGAGCGUUUCCGUGCCCGGCGGGUGAAGGCUAAUGCCAGGGAACGCUCACGAAUGCACGGUCUGAACGAUGCCCUCGAGAACCUGCGGAGCAUCAUGCCCUGCCACUCCAAGACCCAGAAACUGUCAAAGAUUGAGACUUUGCGUCUGGCCCGCAACUACAUAUGUGCUCUGUCAGAGGCCCUGGAGGGAGGCCAGUCCCUAGAAAGCAGGGCCUUCAUGGAGACGUUGUGUACGGGACUGUCCCAGCCCACUAACCUAGUGGCAGGUUGUUUGCAGCUUGGCCCAGCCCUGACGGGUGGGGACAGGCCUGAGGAGAGGCAUGGAGGCCGAGGGGGCCCCACCGUGCUGGGAGGGGUUGGGAUGGUGGUCGGUCCAAUAGGUUACUCCUCCCCAGGUUUGCCAAGCCCCCCCUAUGGCACGCUAGACUCCACCCACAUGCUACACAUGCGGGCUGUGAAGGGUGUGGCUUACGAAUGCCACUCCCCAAAGGACUGUAAUGGUGGAGGGGUGGGCACGCCCCCCUAUGACGGCCCCCCGACGCCCCCUCUUAGCAUUGGUAAGAGCCUGGUGCCCAAACAGGAGCCCUCGCCCCAUUACCUGCCCCCUCACAACUACCCCCCCCCUUCAAUGAGCCUGACUGCGCACCAAGGGCAGGUCCUCUACCAGACAUCCAGCUAUGAAACACCUCUGGAGGGGCAUUAUGACUCCUAUCACCCACCCCACAUGGCCCCCCAACAGAUUGGGACCGUUUACACAGACUAG
Molecule: messenger RNA, 1029 nt
Organism: Hypomesus transpacificus
Lineage: Eukaryota; Metazoa; Chordata; Actinopteri; Osmeriformes; Osmeridae
Product: neurogenic differentiation factor 4-like
Molecular function (GO): protein dimerization activity
Source: RefSeq, a predicted model, not a curated record